Molecule: messenger RNA, 1725 nt
Organism: Parastagonospora nodorum SN15
Lineage: Eukaryota; Fungi; Ascomycota; Dothideomycetes; Pleosporales; Phaeosphaeriaceae
Exons: 3
Coding region: 1-1683 (560 amino acids)
Cellular component (GO): mitochondrion
Molecular function (GO): FAD binding; catalytic activity
Source: RefSeq, a predicted model, not a curated record
AUGGCUUCUUCUGCGCGUUUUGUCUCGUCUUUGCGACGAAGUGCGCUUUCCUCUCGUGCUCCUGCGCGCUUUCAAUGCCUAAGACCGGCAUAUCAAGUUCGAUGGAACGGCAAUACUCCCACGCCUACGUCAGCGACUUCGGAGCCACACCAGCCAGAUGCUGAAGGAGGCGUAAAGGGUAAAACAGCGCCCGCCAAGACUAUCAAAUACACCUCAGAAAAUUACCCACAACUUCAAAGAGACAGCAAAUUUACAAAAAUCACUAAAGAGCAUGUAAAUUUUUUCCAGGACCUUCUUGGCUCUGAAUCCUCCGUAAUAGAUGGCGUCUCAAAAGAUGCAUCGGAAGACAUCGAGGCUUACAACAGUGACUGGAUGCGCAAGUUCCGUGGCCACACCAAACUCGUGCUCAAGCCCAGCUCCACUGAAGAAGUUAGCAAAAUCUUAAAAUACUGCAACGAAAACAUGCUCGCUGUGGUUCCUCAGGGUGGCAAUACCGGUCUCGUUGGCGGCUCCGUACCUGUCUUCGAUGAGAUUGUCAUCAACUUGCAGAAGAUGAACCAGAUUCAUUCCUUUGAUGAGGUUUCCGGCAUCUUGGUCGCCGAUGCAGGUGUCAUCUUAGAGAAUGCCGACAACUUCCUCGCAGAGAAGAACCACAUUUUCCCUCUUGAUCUUGGUGCGAAGGGCUCGUGUCAGAUUGGUGGAAAUGUUGCGACCAACGCUGGUGGCCUGCGACUUCUCCGAUAUGGUAGUUUUCAUGGCAACGUGCUAGGCAUCGAGGCAGUACUUCCUGAUGGAUCUGUCAUGGACGACUUAUCAAAACUCCGCAAAAACAACACCGGCUACGACUUGAAGCAAUUGUUUAUUGGUGGUGAGGGCACAAUCGGCAUCGUUACCAAGAUCUCCAUCAUGUGCCCGCGAAGGUCGCCUGCCAUAAACGUAGCCUACUUUGGUUUGGAAAGCUACGAACACGUCCAGAAGGCAUUCCGUGAAGCCAAGGGUCAACUCUCCGAGAUUCUGUCAGCUUUCGAGCUCAUGGACGGUCGAUCGCAAAAGCUUGUCAAUAGAGUCACUGGCAAGUCAAUGCCGUUGGAGGGAGAGCACCCUUUCUACUGCUUGAUCGAAACAAGCGGCUCAAACACCGACCAUGAUGCCGAGAAGCUAGAGAAGUUUUUGGAACACGUCAUGGAAACCGAGGUUGUCCAAGACGGUAUCCUAGCGCAGGAUCAGACUCAGAUCCAAGAGCUCUGGUCAUGGCGCGAGGGCAUUACUGAAUGUCUCGGUCAUGACGGUGGUGUCUACAAGUACGACCUGUCAAUUCCUAUUCACGAGCUCUACGACUUGGUCAACGAGACUCGCGAUCGCCUCACGGAAGCUGGUUUCGUCGGCAAAGAUGAGUCACAUCCCGUUGUCGAUGUCGUAGGAUACGGUCACAUGGGUGAUGGCAACCUACAUUUGAACAUUCCAGUAAGACGAUUCGACAAGGCUGUUGAGAAGACAAUCGAGCCUUGGGUAUACGAGUGGGUCCAGAAGAGGAACGGUAGCAUCAGCGCUGAGCAUGGUCUCGGUGUGACGAAGAAACCCUAUGUUGGAUACAGUAAGAGUGAGACCAUGAUUAGACUGAUGAAGCAGAUCAAAGAUCUGUAUGAUCCGAACGGUAUCAUGAACCCAUACAAGUACAUAUAAGCUUCGGCUCCAUCCUUUUCAAAAAUUCCUACAUGCCGCUAC